Messenger RNA from Orussus abietinus, 2073 nucleotides. Its product is annotated as transcription factor glial cells missing-like. Lineage: Eukaryota; Metazoa; Arthropoda; Insecta; Hymenoptera; Orussidae. Gene Ontology annotation, cellular component: nucleus. The coding region runs from base 1 to 2073 and encodes 690 amino acids. The record is from RefSeq and is a predicted model, not a curated record. The transcript is spliced from 7 exons. Gene Ontology annotation, biological process: regulation of transcription by RNA polymerase II; gliogenesis. Gene Ontology annotation, molecular function: DNA-binding transcription activator activity, RNA polymerase II-specific; RNA polymerase II cis-regulatory region sequence-specific DNA binding.
AUGGUUGUGUUGAGUCGCGUGGGGUCGCCGACGAUGUCAGCGACUGUCGCGGGCGCGCAACAGCAGCAACAUCCCCAUCAAGAGUGGGACAUCAACGACUCGAAUGUCCCCAGGGUCGUCGAGUAUGAUCCUUGGUGCGAAUGGGCGGACGGCCACGUGAGGAGAGUCUACGGUCCCGAUUGCGAGGAGGCGAGGAGACACGCGUCCGGGUGGGCCAUGAGGAACACCAACAACCAUAACGUCAGCAUCCUGAAGAAAUCAUGCCUGGGGGUGUUGGUAUGCUCGAUGAGCUGCGUCCUCCCCGGGGGAGGCAGGGUUCACCUUCGACCUGCUAUCUGCGACAAAGCGAGAAAGAAGCAGCAAGGAAAGCCAUGUCCGAAUCGCCAGUGCACCGGGAGGCUGGAGAUCCUGUCUUGUCGAGGCCACUGCGGAUACCCCGUCACCCACUUUUGGCGACACACGGAACACGCGAUAUUUUUCCAAGCAAAGGGCCAACACGACCAUCCACGACCCGAAGCAAAGUCCACCUCGGAGGCGAGAAGAAGCGUCGGAGCGGGGCGAAGGGUCCGAGGCCUGGCUGUCAUCCUGAGGAGAGAUGCCGCACUUAGCGAUAAGAUACUGUCCUUGAGAGGCACGAAGAGGCCGAGCGUGGAAGUCCUGGAGCAGCCGCAAAGGACGACGCAGCAGCCCAUCCUCUCCGAGAAGGAGUACUCCUGCUCGUGUUCACCAUUCGGCUGCGUCUGCGGACUCCAGACGAACGUCUCGUCCUACCAGCCGACACACCAUCAUCAGUCCACGUUCUACCAGCAGCCGGUGUCGAACGAUUCAUACUGGAUCCAGGAGAACGUGUGCCACCAGGAGAACCCCUCAGGGUACAACAUGACGGGCCAAGUCCCGCAGGAAGGGUCGUACCCUGAGUUUCAGUCCUUCUCGACCGGGGACCUCUUCCAACCUGAAGAGAUCUUCCAGAUGGAGCAACCCCUGCGCCCUGAAUUCCCGUUGAAGGAGGAAGUAGCGCGUUCUCCGCCGACCCUGCUGGACCUGGGUAGCGGGACGAUAAAGUACGAAGUGAAGCCUUGCUCCGACCAGGGGUACUGGAAUCAGUUCCUCAGCGAGGACUCCAGCAGCAGCCAUCCCAGUCUGCAACAGGACGAGCGACUUCAGUUUCCCGGAUUCGAGUCCUCCGACAAGGACCUCAACAAUUACCAGGCGAGGAGGGGAUUGAACUCCUACCACGGGGAGAAGGAUCCUAACCAGAACCACCAUAUGAAUGACCAUGUGAACUAUGCCACAUAUCCUAGGUCGCAGGACCACAAGGACUACCAGCACCAGCCUCGGUACCAUGUCAAGGAGGAGCAGGAACAACUCUACCCCGUGAAACACGAAGAAUACUGGGUCCCGGACCAGGACGACCGGCUGCGUUUCCCGAAUUUCGAGGCCAUUACUAAGGACCCUGAAGACCCGCUGCAGGUGCAGCGUGCGGUGGAGUGUUUCCCCAGGUACGCCGAGCAGACGUUGCCGAACGAGAGAGCCUAUCAGAUGUACCACAAGCCCCAAAGGAACAUCCUGACCGCAGAUAGCCAGAACCUUGAAGAGGCUCUUCCUAGUCAGAGUCCCGCCGACGAGGUCGCUCCAGGAUACGGCGGGUUCGAGGAGUAUCGACAAAUGGUGGAACCACCCGUGAUCAAGCGAUCCUCGAGCCCGUCCUCGCUGAUGGCCCAUCGGGUCCUGGACGAGCGAUUGACGUACAUUGGAGACGAGCGACGUGGACGACCUCUUCAGGACCGAGGGGAACCAACCUCGACCAACGGCGCGCCUACCCAGGGCAGUCCCGAGCCGUUUUUUUACGCUAAUAACGAGAGGUGUCAGUACACUUGCGAGGCCCUGGAUACGAGGGUGCCCCAGAUGGGGCCGGCCCCAGGAAGUCAGGUCAAUUACGAGGUCGGCGACCUGGAGGGGCCCUCCUUCAUCGACUAUACCCUGGUCGGCAUGCUGUACAGCUCUGGCGAGGACGACCCGGCCUCGGCGCAAUUACUCGCCAAUUGCUCCCAGACCUACGUACCUCAUCACUAG